UAUAAAUGGCCACUUGGUAGUUUCUGGGUUCUGUCUGCGGUACGAUUCCUCAGCAGUCACUCGGACCCUGGAGCUCAGCCAGGGUAUAACGCGUUCAUCUGUCUCAAAUUGCAAAAAGCGGAAACGAAUAGCAGAGCUGCUCUAGAAGCGGAAGUGCAUCGUUCGUUUAUCUUUUUGUUGUUUUGUUUUUCUUUUACGUUACGUUUUGUUUACUUCCGGUGUUUGUGUGCAAAAGAAACGUGAUAGGAUUUUUUUUGCUUGUUGAUUAAUGUGCAGAAUACGCAGUGAGCGUUGAGUGUGUCCCGUGAAAAGAAAAAAUAAAUAAAAAAAAAAGAGAUUACGGAGAAGAAGUCGAAGAAGUCGCAGUUAAAUAUAUACAGAGUGGAGGCAUCACGAGAAUCCGGGAUGUCUCUGUGGGCAAAAGCGCAGCAGCUGCCGGAGGAAAAGUUGCACCAGAUAAGGAACAUCUAUGGAGAACACUUCCCAAUUGAGGUUCGCCACUAUAUGGCCCCCUGGAUCGAGGAGAAAAUAUGGUCUGAGGAAUGUACGUCAGAUAACCCACAGUUUGAGCAGUACGUCUCCGGUUUGAUGGCUACCUUCAUCCAGGAGAUCGAGAACAAAGCAGCUGUAGUUAACGACACUGAAUUCUUCCUCGUCAAAUUGAAGUUGGCCGAAGCAGCGAAGAUGUUCAGGCAAAACUACGGGCAAAAUCCGGGUCGUUUGUAUAGUUACAUCAAGCAGUGUUUGGCCACGGAAGUGAGGAUCAUUCAAUCAGCACUCGGAAGCGAAGCUUUGGGAAUGUCAAAUAUAGCUUCAGCUAACAGUUCGGGCGUAGACGUUAUGCAUAAAGUGGAUGUAUUGAGGCGACGAACUCAGGAAACGUCCGAAGAUUUACGUAGACUGGAGCAGGAUCAGGAAGCAUUCGCGAUACAGUAUCACGAAUGCACUAAGAUGAAUGCUCACAUCCAGCAGCUCUCGAAUACGCCUUCUAAUCAACAAUCACCAGGCACUCUUCAAAAAAUGACGGAUCAAAAGAAAUACAUGGAGCAGGUGUUAAAUCAGAAAGUCGCUCACCUUAUCCAAGGCAGAAUGGCGUUGAGUGAUAAGCUGAAGGAGUCCUUUCAGUUGUUGAACGCUCUGCAAUCGCGAGUGUUAGACGAAGAGUUGAUCUUUUGGAAGCGCGAACAGCAGUUAUCCGGAAACGGUAACAGCUUCAAUAGCAACCUGGACGCCAUACAGGAGUGGUGCGAGAACCUCGCAGAAUUAAUAUGGAUGAACAGACAACAGAUCAAGGAGGUGGAAAGAUUGAGACAGAAGCUAACACUCGAUCCGCCGGGCGUGUCAGAAGUCCUUCAGCAACUCCUGACGGAAAUAACACAGUUGUUAAGCUCGUUGGUGACUUCGACCUUCAUCAUCGAAAAGCAACCGCCACAAGUGAUGAAGACGAACACCCGGUUUACGGCAACCGUGAGAUUGCUGGUUGGAGGAAAGCUCAACGUGCACAUGACCCCGCCUCAGGUCAAGGUGACGAUUAUAUCUGAGGCACAGGCCAACGUCCUACUGAAGAAUGAUAAAUUGUCCAAGAGCAGCGACGCAAGCGGAGAAAUUUUGAAUAACACCGGCACCAUGGAGUAUCAGCAGGCCACGAAGCAGUUAUCGGUCAGUUUUAGAAACAUGCAACUGAAGAAGAUCAAGCGCGCCGAGAAGAAGGGCACCGAGAGCGUGAUGGACGAGAAAUUCUCGUUGCACUUCCAAUCGCAGUUCAGCGUUGGAGGCGGUGAGCUUAUGUUCCACGUAUGGACACUAUCGUUGCCUGUCGUCGUUAUUGUACAUGGUAACCAGGAACCGCACGCCUGGGCAACUGUGACCUGGGACAACGCUUUUGCGGAACCCGGCAGGAAUCCUUUCUGUGUACCAGAUAAGGUACCAUGGAGUAAAGUUGCUGAAACUCUGUCGCUGAAGUUCAGAGCGGCAACCGGUCGGCCACUUACUGAUGAUAACUUACGUUUCCUGGGCGAGAAAGCCUUCCGCGGAAACUUCAUCGAUGGUAACCAAUUGCUCAGCUGGGCACAAUUCUGCAAGGAACCUCUGACUGAUAGGAAUUUCACAUUCUGGGAGUGGUUCUACGCUGUGAUGAAACUAACCAGAGAACAUCUGCGUGGCCCGUGGACUGAUGGAGCUAUUUUGGGCUUUAUCAUGAAAAGACAGACUGAGGAGAUGCUAUCAAAUUGCACAAACGGUACAUUUUUGCUCCGCUUCUCUGACAGCGAACUUGGAGGUGUAACAAUUGCAUGGGUUGCUGAAACUACGGAAAUUUUCAUGCUGCAACCUUUCACAUCUAAGGAUUUCGCCAUCCGAUGCUUAGCGGACAGAAUUGCCGACUUGAGUCAUCUGACGUACCUCUACCCAGAUACAACCAAAGAUUCGGCCUUUAACAAAUACUACACGCCGUUCCAAGACAAUCAGCCGACGUCGAAUAACGGUUACGUGAAACCUCUGCUGGUCACACACAUACCGGGAUGGAGCGGUCCUAACGCCGUGAGCUACCCGAACACUCCUCAACAUCCGUACAUGCAAUCUCCGGAUCCUGUGAGGGACACCCCAUCGGUUGCAAGCAGUUACGCGGGAUCCGUGGCGACAACGGCAACCACGACGGCGAGCAACAACGCCAUGGAAUAUUUGGAGACCUUCGACGAGAAUAUCGACCUGAACGGGAUCGUAAACUUAAACGAACUGAUGCAGGGCUAUCGUCAAUGAGCUGGAUGAAUGAGAUAGAAAGAAAAAAAACACAAAACCUGUAUGCAGAAGAGGAUGAUUGGAGAGAUGUUGAUGGAUGGAUGGAUGGCGACGAUGAGAGAGGAGUUAGGGACAAGUGGAAUCAUAAUUAUUAGUCAGGAGCAAUGUCUUAAAAACCACAGCCCUCGCUCCAACCAAUCGAUCGUUUAUUAAUCUAAUCUGUUAAUGUAAGUAGACAACUUGACCAGGCCCUCGUCGUCACCGUUCAAAUCAUGUUUGUUUUUUUUUUAUUAAAUGUAAUUAUUUAUUAUUUCGUUAUUUAAAAAGGAAAGGAAAAAUUAAGAUGAAAAACGCGUCUUGUUAAAAUAAUAAUUAAUAUUUUAUAAUUGAAGAAAAAGAAGUAAAUGAUCAUCGGGAGGGCUCGUGUGUAAAUAUGUUUUUUUUUUUUUAUUAUUUUAAUUGCGCAAGUUUAAGUACAAAAUGAUGUGUGUAUUUUAUAAUUAAUUUUUUUAAAGUUUUACUUCGAGAGGAACGAA
This is a messenger RNA of Nicrophorus vespilloides, 3272 nucleotides long. RefSeq names its product signal transducer and activator of transcription 5B (gene Stat92E). The coding region runs from base 406 to 2757 and encodes 783 amino acids. The transcript has 12 exons. The record is from RefSeq and is a predicted model, not a curated record. Gene Ontology annotation, molecular function: DNA-binding transcription factor activity, RNA polymerase II-specific; RNA polymerase II cis-regulatory region sequence-specific DNA binding. Gene Ontology annotation, biological process: regulation of cell population proliferation; cell surface receptor signaling pathway via JAK-STAT; defense response. Lineage: Eukaryota; Metazoa; Arthropoda; Insecta; Coleoptera; Silphidae.